Messenger RNA from Paramecium octaurelia, 855 nucleotides. The record is from the annotation of a GenBank genome assembly. Lineage: Eukaryota; Ciliophora; Oligohymenophorea; Peniculida; Parameciidae.
AUGAAAAUUUUAUCUUUUACAUGCUUAAUAUUCUUGAGUUUUACUUAUUAAGUGAAAUAUGAAAAUAAAUGCAGUGAUUGCAGUUAGCUGAAAUCACAAAGAGAUUGCGAAUAAUAAUAAAGUAUAAAUGGAAAUUGUGAGUGGAUAAUUGCUUAAGGAAGUACAGCAGCAAAAUGCUAACUUGUAAAUAAAGUAAACUAAAAAUACACGCCAUAUUGUGAGCUUGUAGAUAAGCCAGAAAUAAACUGUGCUAAAACAUUAGGAUGUGCUUAUGUUGACUCAAAAUGCACACAUUUUACAGGAUGCCAAGCAUAUGUUAAAACUACAACAACAGACUGCUAGGCUAUAUCCAAUUUUUGUGUUAGUGAUGGAAAUGCAUGUAUCGAAACUAAAGUGUGUAAGGCUUACACAUUAUAAUAAUGUGAAUCUACUCCAAGUAUCUCAGGAAUCUUGAAAUGUAAAUGGGAUACAACUGCUGGAAAUUGCAGAGAUUAUACGUGUGUAGAAGCAAAUGCUACCUUAAAUACAGAUGAAAAAUGUUCAAGCUGGUUAGCUGGUUGCGUUACCAAUGGUUAAGGUUGCGUUAAUGCUCCAAAACCUGCAUGUUCUACUUACACAGAAAAAGGUGCUGCUUGUUACUUUUUGAUUGGUUCGGAUGGAUAUUGUGAAUUGGCAGCUGGUAACACUAAAUGCAUAGCUAAAUAAUGUACAAAUGCUCCCAAAUCAUUAUCUACUGAUAAUGACUGUUAGAUCUAUUAAAUAGGAUGUAUCACAACAGGAAAGGGUUGUAUUUUUGCAACAUCAAAACCAUUAUGUUCAACCUAUUUUGGUGAUAANUAUAUUAUUCAUUUAUGA